CAUACGACAAAAGCAUAGUACACAUAAAAGAAUUUCAAUUUAAAGUUUUAAUCAGUUUCUAAGCUGAAUUUUCUGAGAUGGGUGCUCUUCAGUCUACACUUCUCUACUUGAUUUUACUACACUCAUGCAAGAUUUUUGCUUACAAGGACCAAGAAUGGAAGAAAGCCACUGCCACUUUUGCCAAAGACUCAGAGGGGUCUCUUGUCACCGAAGGAGCUUGUGGUUAUGGAGAUCUCCACAAGGCAAGUUAUGGAAAACACAGUGCUGGCUUAAGCACCAUGUUGUUCAACAGAGGGAGCAUAUGUGGGGCCUGCUAUGAAAUCAGAUGUGUUGACCACAUCUUGUGGUGUGUGAUGGGAAGCCCUUCUGUAGUUGUUACUGUAACAGAUUUCUGUGCUCCAAAUUACGGGCUUUCUGUUGAUUAUGGUGGCUGGUGCAAUUUUCCAAGGGAACAUUUUGAGAUGUCAAAGACUGCAUUUGCUGAAAUUGCCAAGAACAAAGCUGAUAUAGUGCCGGUUCAGUAUAGAAGAGUAAAGUGUGAAAGAAGUGGUGGCAUGAGAUUCACAAUGAGUGGGGGUUCUCACUUCUAUCAGGUGCUGAUUUCCAAUGUUGGUGUGGAUGGGGAAGUGAUUGCUGUGAAAGUGAAGGGGUCUAGAACAGGGUGGAUACCAAUGGCUAGGAACUGGGGACAGAACUGGCAUUGCAAUGUCAACUUUCAAAACCAGCCUCUGUCCUUUGAGGUAACAAUCAGCAGUGGAAAAACACUCACAUCUUAUAAUGUAGCACCUGCAAAGUGGAUGUUCGGACAGACAUUUGAAGGAAAACAGUUUCAGAAUGAAUAGAUUCAAAAGUCUAGAUGAAAUUUUAGCAUUAUAAGAAGCUGUAAUGUAAACUAUGAUUAGUGAAAUCACCUGUCAAAGAGCACAAGCUUAAUUGUAUAUACAUAUAUAUAUGUUUGCUCAUGAUUCAUGAUCAAACACUCGUUCAUGCCUGUGGGGAAAAUGGUGAAAAGGAAAAAAAUUGCGCAAAGGGUAACCUAUGAUCCCUUUCCUAAAGAUUGAUCAGAAGUUCAGUAAUUGAGGGAACAAGCAUGUAAUUAGAAAGUGAUGUCAUGUGCAGUAUUCAAAUGAAAAAUUCAUUUUCUUUCC
Molecule: messenger RNA, 1148 nt
Organism: Vigna radiata var. radiata (mung bean)
Lineage: Eukaryota; Viridiplantae; Streptophyta; Magnoliopsida; Fabales; Fabaceae
Product: expansin-A20
Exons: 3
Coding region: 78-842 (254 amino acids)
Biological process (GO): plant-type cell wall organization
Cellular component (GO): extracellular region
Source: RefSeq, a predicted model, not a curated record